Messenger RNA from Echinops telfairi (small Madagascar hedgehog), 6051 nucleotides. RefSeq names its product family with sequence similarity 83 member H (gene SACK1H). Gene Ontology annotation, biological process: positive regulation of cell migration; protein localization to cytoskeleton; intermediate filament cytoskeleton organization. Gene Ontology annotation, cellular component: keratin filament. The record is from RefSeq and is a predicted model, not a curated record. Gene Ontology annotation, molecular function: keratin filament binding. Bases 1915 to 5658 code for a protein of 1247 amino acids. The transcript has 4 exons. NCBI's taxonomy places the organism in Eukaryota, Metazoa, Chordata, Mammalia, Afrosoricida, Tenrecidae.
GUGUUGUGGGGGAGGCCUCUCACCCACAAUGAUACCCAAGUCCUGGGGGACCCUUCAACUUGAAGCUUGGCUCUGCCCAGGGAUAUCAAAUGGGGCAGUACCCUCCCCGAGGGUGAAGUGUGCCCCUCACAUAGUCAGCUGGCAGUGCCCUCUGCCAUGUCUUCUACCUAAGAAUGGGCAGUCAGACUCCAGUGUUUCCAGCAGCCCAUCCCCAAAGUCCCAUGCUGAGGCUCCAGUACAGACACUGCAGGCCUGUCUCCCACUUGGCCAGCCCUAGUGACGUGACCACUCACCCGUAUGGUCAGCUUCAGACUGGUCCCUGAUGACACACUCUCCCUAGGAACAGGCAGUGGGGCCCACAUGCGGUUGGAUAGCACAUUGGGAGCAGGUAGCACCCCUACCCUCAGCAAGGCAUGGUCCCAUGUUGGCAGGCAACUGUAUCCUGGCCCAGUGCUGCCUAGUUGGCCAAUGCCCACCCUGCCUGAUCAGAGAGCCCUGUUGUUGGGGGCAGGGACAGCCAGCAAGGCCACCCCCCAGACAGGGCCAACUCUAGGCCUCAGUGCAGGCAGGAUGCACUCAAGUGCCAUGAUGGGGUGCAGUGGACAUGGGGCAGGAGGCAGAUAGGUAUCCAGGUGGGCCCAUGGCUAGCAGGCAGGGCGUGAUGCAUGCAAAAGGUAAGGGAGGUGGCCCCAAGGACAUGGGGGGUGGUCUUCACUGCCAUGUGGAGGGGCCUGAUGGGGAUAGUCUGCAGCCUAGGUCUAGGAAGGUGAUGACAGCCCAAGAUGGGCUGCAACUUAAGGGGGCAUGAGAUGGAGGCCUGUGUGCCCAGGAGCUACAGACCCACAGUACCCAAGGUGGGCCCUUCUAAGAGCAGACAUGGAUGUGUGGCCCUGGAGGCAGGGGGCCAGGUUCAGGGGCCUCCCUGCACCCUACCCUGGGGGCCCACAUGGGGGAUCCUGGUCUGUGAUGGCCCCAGUGCAGCAGCAAGAGCCCUGCCUCCCUAUUCAUGUGGCCGUCCCCCUCUGUCUCUCAGGAGACCCCACUCAGAUGGUCACACACACAUUCCCAUGUGACCUCAUGGUAACGGAUGAUAUCUUCAAAGACCCUCUUUCCAGCAAGGUUGCUGUCACAGGGGCAGGACCUGAACACAUCUUAGGGGUAUUCGCUCCAAUCUGGGCUGGCUGCCCCCACCAUCCUGAGAAUAGCAGCCAUCUCAGCCUGUGUGCCCGGGGCAUGCCUGUGCUCGGUAUGGCCAAUGGCCAAUUCUGGGAGCUGGGUUCUGCAGGGGGGUUGUCAGGCCUGAGGGGGUGUAGCCAGUGACACCAUGGGGGCAGGGCCAUGAGAAGGCAUUCCUGCCCUUUAACACCUGGAGGGGAAAGUGGGUAUGAUGCCAGCUGCCUGGGUUAUAUUCGUCCUCACACCAACGGUCACACAGCGUUUCGUGUUUGGAGAGUGUUUUAACGGAGGUAUAAGUUCAUAGAGCAACUCCUUCCCCACAUACAGGACCACUGAAGUCGAAAGUGGUCAAGAAUGGAGAGUGGGAUGGAUGGGCUCCUGGGACACCAUGGUUUGCUCAGACCCACCCGGCAGUGCCACAGAAGGAAGGCCUGGCUGUCCACUCCCUAGAGUCCAACUCAUGGGGCUCCCGCAGGACCGGGCAGAGCUGCCCCACAGGGUCUCCAAAGCUGCCAGUCUUCCCAGAAGCACACAGCUGUGGCCCUAGGAUCAGCCAGUCUGUUUCACACACCUCUGUGCCUCCAGGCUCCUUCCGGGAAGGCUGCUCUGUCCACUUUCGGGAUGCCUGUGAGUCAGAAGCAGCUCCUUGGUAACAGGCCUUUUGUGGGGAGGAGCCAAGGCCCUACCUGAGCUGGGAGUGAAGUCAGCCCUAGGCCCCUGGGCUGAAACAGGGACUCCAUGCUGUGCCCAGGUGUCUCCUCCCCAGCGGGACCCACACAGGCCUGGGGUGUCAGCCCUGUAGGCCAGGCUGGGCUGUACUCCAAGGUCCCCUCCUUAGUGUGUGUCUCUGCUCUGGGUGAUGUACCUCCCUACCCCCUCCCACAGGUCCCCUGCAGAAACAUGGCCCGCCGAUCCCAGAGCUCCUCUCAGGGGGACAACCCGCUGGCCCCUGGGUACCUACCCCCUCACUACAAGGAGUACUACCGGCUGGCCGUGGAUGCCCUGGCUGAGGGCGGGACAGAGGCCUAUAGCCACUUCCUGGCGACAGAGGGGGCUCCUGCCUUCCUGUGCCCUGAGGAGCUGGAGCAUGUCAGUCGCCACCUGAGGCCCCCGCAGCAUGCUGCCCGGGAGCCCCCCGAAGGCAGCCCACCCGACAUGGACAUGGACAUGGACGGCUCCUCAGGCACCUACUGGCCUGUGAACUCAGACCAGGCCGUGCCUGAGCUGGAUCUGGGCUGGCCCCUGACCUUUGGCUUCCAGGGCACUGAGGUCACCACCCUCGUGCAGCCCCCACCCCCAGACAGCCCCAGCAUCAAGGAUGAGGCUCGCAGGAUGAUCCGCUCUGCCCAGCAGGUGGUGGCUGUGGUCAUGGAUAUGUUCACCGAUGUGGACCUGCUGAGUGAGGUGCUGGAAGCGGCAGCGCGCCGCGUCCCCGUGUACAUCCUGCUGGACGAGAUGAACGCACAGCAUUUCCUGGACAUGGCGGACAAGUGCCGCGUCAACCUGCACCACGUCGAUUUCCUGCGCGUGCGCACCGUGGCCGGCCCCACCUACUACUGCCGCACCGGCAAGUCCUUCAAGGGCCACGUGAAGGAGAAGUUCCUAUUGGUGGACUGCGCUGUGGUGAUGAGCGGGAACUACAGCUUCAUGUGGUCCUUCGAGAAGAUCCACCGCAGCCUUGCGCACGUGUUCCAGGGAGAGCUGGUGUCCAGCUUCGACGAGGAGUUCCGCAUCCUUUUUGCCCAGUCGGAGCCGCUGGUGCCCUCGGCCGGGGCGCUGGCCCGCAUGGACGCCUAUGCUCUGGCUCCAUACACGGGCGCGGGGCCGCUCGUGGGGGCCCCGGGGCCCGGGGCGAUGACCCCGUUCUCUUUCCCCAAACGUGCACACCUGCUGUUCCAGCCGCCGCGGGAUGAAGGCCUGGGCUUCCCCUCUUUCCUCGACCCAGACCGGCACUUCCUGUCGGCCUUCCGCCGCGAGGAGCCGCCGCGGGGGCCCGGGGGCGUCCUGGAGCCACACGCGGGCAUGGGGAUGCGGCCGCUGCCGCGGCGGCUGGACGGCGAGGCCGGGCUUGGCGGGGAGCUGGCGGGGCCGCGCGGCUUCAUGCAGGCACGGCACCUGGAGAUGAACGCCUACAAGCGUCACAGCUACGCGGCGGCGGCCGAUGGCGCGGGCGCCGUGGAGAACUUCGCGGCGGCGCGGCAGGUGUCGCGCCAGACCCUCCUAAGCCACGGCGACGACUUCCGCUUCCAGACCAGCCACUUCCACCGCGACCAGCUCUACCAGCAGCACUACCAGUGGGACCCGCAGCUCGCGCCCGCGCGCCCCCAGGGCCUCUUCGAGAAGCUGCGCGGCGGCCGCCAGGGCUUCCCCGAGCCCGACGACUUCGCGCUGGGCGGCGGGCCGCGCUACCCUGAGCUGGGGCCUGAAGGCCACCUGCGCCUGGACUAUGUGCCAUCUAGCGCCUCGCGCGAGGUGCGCUACGGCUCGGACCCCGCCUUCGAGGCGGGACCGCGCGGCCUGGAACCCCCAGGGCCCCUCCGCCCCAACCUGGGCCAGCGCUUCCCGUGCCAGGCUAUGGCCAGGUUCGGCCCGGAGGCGGCGCCCGAGGAGGAGCCAGACCGUCGGGGCGGUCCCGAGGGCCGGGCCGGCCUGCGAAACUGGCGCCUAGCCUCAUACCUGAGCGGCUCCCACGGCGAGGAUGCAGGCGACGAGGGCCUGCCUGCGCCCAUGGAGGCCGAGAGCUAUGACGAUGACGUGAUGGGCCGCGGGGCCGCGGGAGACCUGCUCCCUUCGGCCUACCGCGGCCCCAUGGCCUUCCCAGCCCAGGGUCUGGGGCCAAGCUCCGGUGGCGGGGACAGCUCCGAGCGCGAGAGUCCGGAGGAGUCCGGCCUCGUCAAGCAGGACUCGUUCCGCUCGCGCCUGAACCCGCUGAUUCAGCGCAGCUCGCGGCUGCGCUCCUCUCUGAUCUUCAGCGCGACGCAGGCAGAAAGCGCGGGCGGGGGGUGCGCAGCCACCGCCGCCACCACGGAACGGGUGCAGCUGCUGCACAAGCAGCAGACGGUCAGCGAGACGCUGGGCCCGGGCGGCGAGGCUGUGCGCUCCACCGCCUCUGCCAAGGUGGCCGAGCUCCUGGAGAAGUACAAGGGCCCCGCCCGGGAUCCGGGCGGCGGCGCCGUCACCAUGGCCAGCCACAGCAAGGCGGUGGUGUCCCAGGCGUGGAAGGAGGAGGUAGCAGCGCCAGGAGGCGCGGGGGGCGAACGCCGCAGCCUAGAGAGCUGCCUGCUUGACCUGCGCGACUCUUUCGCGCAGCGGCUGCACCAGGAGGCCGAGCGGCAGCCCGGGGCUGCCACGCUCACCGCUGCGCAGCUGCUCAACACGCUGGGCCGGAGCGACGCCGACCGAUUGCCCUCCCGCUUCGUCUCAGCCCAGGGCCGGGCAGGCUCGCCUCAGGGGCGGGACAGCCCCCCGCCAGACGGGCCCAGAGCCCACCACGUGCCCCAUGGAGAGCCGAAAGGGAACCCAACCGCGCCUUACCCGGAGCGCAGGGGGAGUCCCACGCCUGGAUUCCCACCUCGCAAGGGCAGUCCCACACCAGGACCCACAGAGCGGAAAGGGAGCCCCACUUCUGCCUACCCAGAGCGCAGGGGCAGCCCCGUGCCCCCCAUGCCCGAGCGUAGGGGCAGCCCCGUGCCCCCGGUGCCCGAACGCAGGGGCAGCCCUGUGCCGCCGGUGCCCGAGCGUAGGAGCAGCCUCACCCUUGCCUUGGCCGGGGAGUCUCCGAAAGCAGGGCCCUUGGAAGAGUCAGCGGGAGGUCCUAUGGAGGUCCUGCGCAAGGGGUCCCUGCGCCUUCGGCAGCUGCUGAGCCCCAAGGGUGAGCGGCGGCCCGAUGAAGAAGGCAGCUUUGCAGCGCCUCAGGAGAACGGGCAGCCCGAGAGCCCCCGGCGACCAUCGCUGGGCCGAGGCGACAGCACCGAGGCCGCCGAGGAGCGGAUCCCCCGGGGGAUCCGCGUGGCCUCCGCCACGGCCAACGCCUUGUACAGCAGCAACCUGCGGGACGACACCAAGGUCAUUUUGGAGCAGAUCAGCGCGCACGGCCAGAAGCUCCGCGGGGCGCCGGCGCCCGGCCCCAGCCUGGCCCACAGCAGUCCCGAGCUGGGCCGCCCUCCAGCCACUGGCGGCCUGGCCCCUGACAUGUCCGAUAAGGAUAAGUGUUCGGCCAUCUUCCGCUCCGACAGCCUUGGGACGCAAAGCCGCCUGAGCCGCACGUUGCCUGCUAGCGCAGAGGAGCGCGACCGGCUGUUGCGGCGCAUGGAGAGCAUGCGCAAAGAGAAGCGCGUGUACAGCCGCUUCGAGGUCUUCUGCAAAAAGGAGGAGGCUGGCGGGCCAAGCGCCGGAGAGGGCCCCGCCGAGGAGGACACGAGGGACAGCAAGGUGGGCAAGUUCAUGCCCAAGUUCCUGGGCACUUUCAAGGGCAAGAAGUGAGGCCCCAGCCCACACCAGGCAAACCACUGCCACCCACCACUCAGGCUACCUGCUGGGUUGAGACCUGGGCCUAAGUGCAAGCAGUCGGGGUGGGCUGGUGGCUCGCUCCUCCUGGACACACACCCCCACCCUGCAUCCUCAAUCUCUCUGGGUUUCUGGUCCCAGGCCUGUUGGGGCUUCUGUUCCAAUCCUCACUCUCAGGUCUUGUGUGAUCUCCAGCUUCUCUCCCCAUGGGCUCCUGACUGCACUGUCCCCUGACCACUCUCUCUCUCCCUCCCUUCCUCUCUGUCUCUUUCCAGACCUGCCUUUCUUCCUCCCCUGCUGGGACUCCGCCUCUGGGGGCCUCUGGAAGGGAGGGCUGGCUGCAGACCCAAAGGAUGUCCUUGGGGGCCA